Molecule: messenger RNA, 627 nt
Organism: Dujonia railenensis
Lineage: Eukaryota; Fungi; Ascomycota; Pichiomycetes; Serinales; Debaryomycetaceae
Source: the annotation of a GenBank genome assembly
AUGCAGUGCCGCUGUGAAAAUGUACGUCAUAAUUCCAGCACUCACAAAAUAAUACAUUUUACUAGAAUUGAUAAUGAUAAAGUUGCCUUUUUCAUCCAUACAAUGCUAACUGAAUAUCCGAAAGUAGUGGUCUUCGAUUUAGAUUAUACGCUAUGGCCGUUCUGGUGUGACACUCACGUCUAUAUGCCUAUCAAGCCUCUCAACAAACACGAAGCUAUCGAUCGACUGGGAACGAAACUCUCUUUAUUUCCAGAUGUUGGAUCUAUUGUUAAAGAAUUGCAUCAGAAUGGAGUAACUUUAGUGGCUGCUAGUAGAACUGCAACUCCAAGAGUAGCUCAGGAACUCUUGUCAAUUUUCCAUGUAGAUGAUCAACCAAUCAUAAAAUACUUCCUGUCAUUGCAAUGGGGACAAGGUUCAAAAAUUCAUCAUAUAAGAAGAGCUGCCAAACAGUUGAAUUUGGAAGCAGAAUUGGAGGAAGGUGAGUUUAUUCUUUUCGAUGAUGAAGGUAGAAAUAGAGAUGUAGAAAAGAUAAAUUGUAAAUUUGAGUAUCUUAUUAAUGAAAGAUUGGAUCGUGAGGAUUUCGAAAGGGGAAUUCGUGCCUGGGCAUCUUGGAAGAAAGAACUUUAA